AUGAAACAGACAAGAGUUCAAUCUGCUGCAACAAAUUCUCGUCUUCGAGAUAAUCAUUAUGAUCCCAAAGUGCACACAAAGGCUUGGAUUGCUCCAGGUAGAUGUUCAAAAUAAAUUAGGAAUCUUCAAUCAAUUGCCUAAAUAUGAACAUCUAGAUUCUGGUCUAGUUGUCAUCCAUUAGAAGAAUAACAAAAUGAAAUAGUUUAAGGAAUUGUCAGAAUUAAACGAAGAGAUUUAAGAGAUGCAAAAAAAAGAUGAAUUCAGAAAGUUUAAAGAGUUUGAGAAUCUUUAUAAUGGAGAUUUAGUAGUGACAAUUGAAUAUUGGUAUAAUUUUGAAUGAAUGUCAAUAGUACAAAUUGUUCUCAGCAUGCAGGAUCAACUAGACAUGACGAAGAGAAAUAUUAUACAUUCGCCACCAAUUUAAAAUAGGAGCUUAUUUAGUAAUAUCCUACAGCAAAGGUUUACCUGAAGCCAUUGAUCUACGAUCCCCAUGAUUAAUCUAUAGACACUCUCUAUAUUCAAAGGAGAAUUGGAGCAUUUGAAGUCCAGGUCUGCUCAAAGAAUAGAGAUCAAGUCAAAAAAGGCUUAGUAUUUUCAAAGUUGAAUACUAAGAUGUGGCCAAACUAUACAGAAGUCGUAGAAAGAGUUAGUGAUUACUUAAACACUGCUCCAUUAGAAAUUUAUGUCAAUUUUGGUGAGAAUAUUAAAGGCAAUCUUAAUAACAUUGAAGUUACUCUGACUCCAUAUAGAUAAGACAGACCAUAAUCAAGUGUCUCUCGUAUAUCUUCACAAACUAAAAAAACAAAUAGAACUGCCACAAAAGAAAGAAAAAUUACAGCUAAAACAAAUAAUCAAGGAUAUAUUAAAUUAGAAGAUGUUCCUGUGGAUGUGUAUGUUGUAGAAGUGCAUGAAUCUAAUGAUUAUCUUAAUGAACAGUUACUAUUGAAUAUGGUAGAGCUGGCUGAGUAAAGCAAUGAUACUAUGCAAGUUGUAAUUAAGCUAAGAAAGUAAACUCACUCUUAUUUGGAUAUUAAGAUAUUCAGUCAAUAGGGUGCAACCUUAACUGAAGCUAAAAUAACCAUAACAAAUCUUUAAACUCAAGAAAGCAUGUUAUCAAGAGAAAUUGAACCUGGUAGAUAUGAAGCAAUCUUGGAACCAAAUUAAUAUACCUUUACAAUCUAAAAGAGAGGAUACAAAGAACUAAGUUAGACUAUUGAUGCAGUAUAAGGAGUCAAUGAAUUCAAGUUGAUUAUGGAAGUAGAUCCAAAUGAUCAAUAACCAAUUAAACCACCUUAAUCAGCAAAACAAUUAUAACCAAUAUAAAAACCUAGUAGUGCUCGUCCAACUAGUGCUUCUAGAUCAUAAUAAGGUAAUAAUACAGCUUAAUCUCAAUAAUAAAUGAGUAAAUAAUAAUAAUCUUAGCAGUAAUAAUAGCAAUAGCAAUAAUAGUUACCACCAAAACCAAAAUCUUAAUAAUAGUCAAUACAAUCAUAUGAAUAGCCUGAAUAUAUGGAACCAACUAAAUAGGAAGCAAUCUCAAAUCCUAAUAGACCUAUUUCAGGUUAUAAAUCUACAUAAGUAUUUAUAUAUGAUCCUUACACUAAUUUACCGAUUGAAGGAGUUUAAGUCAUUUUGAAUGAAGAAUCUACAAAGCAAUCCUAGACAUAUGUAACUGAUUAGGAAGGAACUUGUAGGAUUAUUUUACAAGGAGUUUUGGAAGGGAAAAUGGUGAUUUAAACGUAUCUCAUUAUUUUUAUUGUUUAUUAGGGAAGGGUAUUUCCCAAUAGUUGAAGAAUAUGGAACGACUUAAUCAAAAAUGAAUUUGUAUCAAUUGAGAGAAUUGUCAUUCCCUUUGAUUUCGCAUCUGGAGGACAAGAAUUCAGUUAUGAUUUUAGUUCAAACCAAUGUUGAAGUGAUGCCAAUUGACAUCAAGAUGAUUUUACCUGAUAAUGUGUAGAUUGAUUAAAGUCAUCAGAAUGUACUCUAUGAUACGAAUGAUGAAUCUGGAUGUUAAAGGAUUAUUGUACAUGAUCUUAAUACUAAAAGAGGUGUGUAUAGAAUAAUUGCAGACAUAAUUGAACCUGAUUAUGUACAUCCUCAACACUUAAAAGUUUAUAUCAUUACCAAUAAAGAGUUAAAAUUGGUAGACGUCCCAAAAACUAUUAAUUAAGAACAAAUCUAUUGGGAUAUUGGUGUAAUUUGUGGUAAUUAUUCAAUUCAUUUAAUUAAUAGCACCCAAUUCUGGAUUUCUAGAGAUCAACACUCCCACUGAUGAAAUUUUGAAGAGGGAUAAAUAUCUCAAAGACUAUCAGAGUUUGUUGUAGUUCUUAAAGAAUUCUAAGAAUAUGGAUUUAAAAACCAUCUUAGGAUUUAAUGAUAAGGAGAGACUAGAAUUAUAAGGCGAUGUGUUUGUUUAGAAGGAAAAGAUUAAAAACACUUUAGACAAGUACGGUUUUGAAGCAAUCACUAAUCUUGAUUAUUUAAUUUAAUCCGCCAUGAUGUCUAAUGGAUUGUACAGUUUUAAAAGACUGGAAUAGAAAUUUGGAAAUCUUGAUUUUGAAUUCAUAUUUGAUGAUGAGAAUUCAACUAGUAAGUAAAAGGAAAUGAGUGAAGAUGAACCUUAUGAUGAUGAUUAUGAUAUAUGA
Messenger RNA from Paramecium octaurelia, 2645 nucleotides. The record is from the annotation of a GenBank genome assembly. Lineage: Eukaryota; Ciliophora; Oligohymenophorea; Peniculida; Parameciidae.